Diospyros lotus (date-plum) is the source of this 2814-nucleotide messenger RNA. RefSeq lists its product as uncharacterized. The transcript has 3 exons. NCBI's taxonomy places the organism in Eukaryota, Viridiplantae, Streptophyta, Magnoliopsida, Ericales, Ebenaceae. The record is from RefSeq and is a predicted model, not a curated record. The coding region runs from base 187 to 2523 and encodes 778 amino acids.
UGCGAUCGCUUCCGGCAACUAGCCGUUACCAUCUUCGAGAGAGAGAAAGAAAAGAGAGAGAGGAUAUCAGAGGACGAUUCUCUCUAUCUCUGCGUCAGAUCAUUUCCAUUCAAGCAGCAUCUUCCAAUCAAAGCUUCCUAAUUUUCGCUCCAGAUUUGCUUACGGAAGAGAUUUUCUCUUUUGUAGAUGGCAGCUUCUGCAAACAGAUCCCCUUCCCCGAUUUCAGCAAGGCCGAAUCCCAACCCUAGAGCCUCAGAAACCAAUUCUCCCAUGAGAAGAAGUUUCAGCGGCAAUCCGUUUGCGAGGCCUUCGAUUCUCACAAAUCACCAGAAGAGCUGCGUUCCUGCUACUCCCGCCAACAGUCCUGCAGAUGUUGCGAGGAGACACUCCAAAGGCAAGGAGGGAGGGGUUUCUUCUUGGCCAUACCAAGAAAAGGAAAACGAAUACGAUCAGAAUCUGAAGCCAGAGAAAGUCCGGUCACCGGCUGUUGCAAAGGGGACGAAGAACUUCAUGACUCCCACAAUCUCUGCCGCAUCCAAGAUCAAUGCAUCUCCAAGAAAGAAGGUCUUGGCAGAGCGGAAUGAGCAGGUCCGGACUUCUGUCUCGUUCUCUGAAGGGGGAAAGAGCCCCUUUGGUUCCAUGAAUCUUUCUGAUGUUACAGAGGAUACUGAUCCAAAAUCCAAGAUGGGUUCCAAUCAAAACAAGGCCGAGGAUUCAAAUGAAUCAGUGAUCACAAAUUCUGACGACGUAGAGGAGGUUCUUGAGGCUACUCCUGUGGUUUCCAAAGCUUCAAAGAAUUAUCCAAUCAUCAAUUCUGAGGUAGCUCUGGAUUCCCAGAAUGCCUUGGAGCCAUUAUCAGAUAUAAAGCCUAAUUGCAGUAGUGAGGCUGCUAGCUGCAAGAACAAACCGUCUGGUGCAUUGAUUUCGACUGUUAUAGCAGCUCUUGAUGCAGACCCUUCUCUUCCACCUUAUGAUCCCAAAACUAAUUAUCUUUCGCCGAGGCCUCAGUUCCUCCAUUACAAACCGAACCCGCGAAUUGAAGCUUAUUUUCACAAGGAAAUGGAUAAUGGGGAAGUUAAGAAGCUAGAAGACGGCUUUUUGUCUGAAAGCUUUUCAGACACUGAAGUUACAGAAGAAACCGAGUCUGAGAAAUCGAAGAAAGAAUCUGCCAAUGCUUCUUCAGAUGAGGAUGUCAGUGAAGACGUGAAGCCCGGGGUCUGUGAGGAGACUGUUGAAGUAGAGAUGGCCAGACCACAGUUCUUUACAAGAUCAAAGUCGAUUGCUUUACUUCUCGUCCUCUUGGUUGCUUGUUUAUCAGCCUCGGUGACUAAUUCUCCUGCCCUCGAUUCAUCAUUUUACAAAGAUUUAAACAUUUCUAAGUUCUCUGACCCAUCUGAAAUAGCUGACGUGGCCAAAUCCAGCUUUGAUGCCUUUGCUAGACAUUUCAAGCAGUGGUCAACCAACUCUAUAGGUUACCUUGGCAAACAAUUUGGCAUUUCAGACGAAGUAGAUAGAUUAGAACAGAUACAAUUCGCCAACCUGACGUCUUGGCUAGAGAAUCCUUUUGUUGAUGGUUACUUUGAAGUUGAUCACAUCGAGGAGCCACUAGGAGAAAUACAUGAGCAAGAUGAGUUGGAAUCUGCAGAAGAUGUGGAAGCUGGUGAAAAUGAGGAAGGGGCAAUAGCACAGGACAUAGGAGAAGCUGAGGCUCUUGAACCUGAUAGUUUGGAACCAGUUCAGGAUCAAGAGCAAAGUGACAAUCAAGAAAGUGACAUUGGUUUUGAGGACCAAUCAGCUCCAAAUACAGUGGCUUCUGAGUUCAAGCAAGAAGUAGUUGAGCUUCUUGAACUCAACCCUGAAGAAGUGGUUGAAACAAGGGAAAUCCAAGCGAGCGAUGACCUCUCCGGUGCCGACCGCGGUAGUUCCUUGGAAAUGGAGUCUUCAUCUGGGGAUGUCCAGAUUUCCAGAACAAUGGACUCUUCUCUCAGUCGGUCAGACAACAGCUUCUUGGCCCAAUAUACGCAGGCAAUAUCUGUGCUUGCUGUGGCUCUACUGGCGGCAACAGGGCUAAUCUGCUUGAAACAAAGGGAAAGGUCUGGGCCAAACACUGCUGCAGCUCUGGAUGAUCCACUUAUAGCUAAGAACCCAAUGAUUUCGAGCACCAAGCAAAUAAUUGAGGACAGGCCAUCCUUGCAGACUUGGGCUCCGGAGGGCGACGUGAUGGGGGAGUCAUGUCCCUCUGAAAUGAGCAGCUUCCAGAAGAACUCAUCAUCAUACAGCAGCAAGAGAGCAGUGGUGGGAGCAAGUGAGGCUCAGAGCCAGGAGAGGAAACAGGGGAGGAGGAGCUCCAAAAGGGAGUCAUUGGCUUCUUCAUCAGAGUACUCUAUGGAAGGUUCGCCUUCUUAUGGAAGUUUCACCACAUAUGAGAAGAUACCCAGCAAGCAUGGGGGAUCGGGGGAGGAGGAAAUAAUCACUCCGGUGAGGCGAUCGAGCAGGAUUAAGAAGCAAGUCACUUCUCCGUGACAAAGCUGCAGGGAAGCCGCCAAUCUUCUUCUGCCUUGGACUUGUGGUGCUGCAUAGCCGUGCAGUUGUGAAAUGGAACGUCGUAAUUUGUAAUUGGGGCACCCCCUAGUUAGGUUGUUGAAAGGUUACUUACCUCUUCUAGCCCUGUUUAUCUUGUUUCUCUUUGUUUUAGGUUCAACUAAAUUUCUUCGAAGGUGAUUGCUGAUGCUCGCAACGGUUUUAUGAUUUAACAUUAUAUAUUGGAGCCACCUUUGAGUGAAUCAAACCCCCCCCAGGGUUUCAGUUUUCCUU